Xiphias gladius (swordfish) is the source of this 3545-nucleotide messenger RNA. RefSeq lists its product as uncharacterized. Lineage: Eukaryota; Metazoa; Chordata; Actinopteri; Istiophoriformes; Xiphiidae. The record is from RefSeq and is a predicted model, not a curated record. The coding region runs from base 619 to 1383 and encodes 254 amino acids. The transcript is spliced from 6 exons.
AGGCGGCCACACGCAUGCGCGCGCUCCAGGCGAAAACGGCAAAGUGUUUUUAGAAAAACGGGACGAGAAAAAGUUUUAAACCAGAAAAAGAGAAAGAAAGAAAAAGAGAGAAAGAGGAAAGUCUCGGAAGCUGCAGGUGGGAAACGUUUCUCUUUUCUUCCUCUGAUAUUUUCUGCGUCGUUGACAUCACAUUUCGUUCAUAUUUGUACGACACAGACUUUGUUUGUUUCACAUCAGUUAGAAAUAAUGUUCACACUUUUCGUGCUUGUUUCCAGUUUCAGGCCAAAUUUGGUUCAAACAAACGAACUUUACUCUGACAACAGGUUUAGAGCAGGAUAUACAGGAAUAAUCACCUUGACUCUGACACCAGACGAUAACUGUCCAUUCACUCACUGAUGCGGUAACAGCUGUUCCACGUAGGAAUAGUGGAGAAUAAAGUGACCGGUUGUUAUGGGAUCGUAACGACCGAUGCAUCGGUGUGUUCAUGGCUGCGAAGGUGGAGCCGAGCAGGUUGCUCUAGAAAACACGAGAUUCUAUCUGCUGAAUUAAUAAUCGGACUCUGCAGGGACUCAAGGCGGCAGAUAAAUGCAGAGCAGGGGAAGUAUAAAGUAGAAUAAAAUGGAAACGCUCAGGAUGGAAGUGACAUCACACUGCAUCACUGAGAGCGGAGCCGAUAAGAACCCAAACCAAUCAGAAUGCGUCUCGAGUCAGCCGACGGCCAAUGGGAUGCCCCCACGACACAACACAGAGGAGGCUCCACCCCCUCUCUCCGAUAGGUCAGAGGACGGUGACAUCAGUGAUGACUGUCUGACGGGCAGCUCCUCCACCAGUGACGUCUCUCGACUCCUGCCCUCCCAGCCCAGCUCUGCACUCCGAAAACACAAAGGUGUGGACAGCUCGUCAGUGUCUCCUCCUCCUGUCUGUGCUCCUCCUCCUCCGCCUCCUCCUUCUCGCUCAUCCACCUGUAACGGACGCAGCUGCAGCCUUCCUCAUCAUCAUCAUCAUCAUCGUCGUCCGAGCACCAAUCAGAAGCGUCUCUCCUCCACUAAAAGCCACACCUCCUCCAAGACUGACGCCGCCCACAUAAAGGAGGUCGCCGGAGACGACUGUUGCGUUCACUGUCUCCUGGCCUGUCUGUUCUGCGAAGUGCUGUCCAUGUGUUCGGCUGUGGUCGAGUGUCUGGCGUGUGGAGUGGGCGGGGCCGGUUGUUGCGAUGCUGCGGUUGGCUGCUGCCGCUGCAUGGAGGCGGCGGCGGGGGAGGCGGCCUGUACAGAGGAGGCGUGUCAGGCCGUGUUGGAUUGUGGGAUAAUGGAGGACUGCUGCGGCUCGUCCGACUGCUUGGAGAUCUGUCUGGAGUGCUGCUCCAUCUGCUUCCCCUCAUAGAGCAGCCAAUCAGAGACGGACUACAAGAUGAUGUCAGAGAGACUACGAGCGGGACUUUACUCAGACCGUCUUUGCUGCGUGUGAAGACCUGGCUCGUCCUGGAAAAACACUAUGUUAUUCUCCUUCCUUGAUCCUCACAGAAAGCCGGAAGCUUUUCUUUGUUUUUCCAGUUGUUUUUAUGUGAAUCACGGACUGAACAGAAAAUGUUCUUCGACUCACUGCUUUGUGUCUCUGUAAAAUUCACGCACAUGUAACAUUCAGCUCACUGGUCGGAACCGGACAGACCGAGAUCACCAUCCCAGGCCAGUAGGUCUCAGAGCUUCAACACACGGAGGAGUUGUGUUAUGUAGAGAGGUGGAUCGUCGGGGUGUGGAGCUCAUCUGACGUUCAUGCAGGAGAUGCAUCAAUCAGACCGUGAAAGGGAGAAUUUAAAAAACCUUGGCACCGAUUUCAAUCCGAGGUGGUUCCAGCAGUCCUCGGAGAUUCUGGACUUUUGCAGUGUUGGAAUUUGGAGAAAUGUUUAGCGUCAGCGUCUGACUCAUACAUCUGGCUGUCUACCUCUACGAACUGUGCAUAUUUGCUAACACUUUCCAAUAAGGCUUCAAAUCGCUCCGCCCGGCCCUUCACCUGCAUCCUCGAUGUGUUCGCCGUCUCGGCCGAUGUAGGGAUCGGGAGCUCACCAGCCCGUGAGUCAGACGUAGCCACGUCCUCCAGCAGCUAAUAUCAGCCUGAAGCCUCGGCGCCAGAGGAGUCGUAGACCAGAAGCACAUUCACAUACUGAUCGACAGCCGCGAGCUCCCGCCCCUGACGUUGGCCUUCUCUGAUUGAACAGAGCCUGGUCCCAGAGCCCGGUCCCAGACCAGAGCCCGGUCCCAGACCAGAGGCCUGAGGCUGUUCGAAACACCGAAGCGGACAGUUCGAAGGUUAUAGAGAGUCAGUUCUUUUUAUCUGACUGGAAUCCAGGUCAUUUGGUGGCAUGUAGGUUAAUACAUGAAGUAAAGGUGAUGAUGUGUUGAACUAAUCACAUAAAGCCACGGAGACCUGAUGCUCUGCUACUGGUGAUAAUGAGACGUCCUGCGUUUAACGGUCACAGCUCAGGGCUCAGCGAAGCGUUGCUCAGGCCGCUGUAACUUUGGGUCUGUGAAACUACUGCUGCAGAAAUAAACCCCAUGUUCACUCUCUGACAGCGUCCGAGGUUUUUCUGUGCCUGUGAUUGACAGGUCAGGAGGGGGCGGGGUCGGGCGUGACAGGAAGUAGGUCCUGCAGGGACAGGAAGUGGGUGUUUGUUGAAGCAACGUGCCAGGACAUCCAAACAGGAAACAGGAAAUCACUGAAAUGGCAACACCAGCUGACCUCUGACCUCUGGGAUGCCCAACAUCAAAGAGAAAAACACACGCACUCACUCUCUCUCUCUCGCCACAUCGUCACUCCACUCUGAUGUUAAAAAGAGGUUCAAACACGAGGGCCAGGGCCUUCCGAGAGGUCACAGGAUCAAUCUGAGGGGUUGUGUCAUCUUUAACAGGAUAGAAAAGGAGAAAAAACAUUUAUGCAUUACGAAACUAAACUUCUUUCUUGCCGAUGUUUAAAACGUUCCUCUAAUCUUGACUUUAUUAGCAAGAAUAUACAAAUAUAAACCGGGAGAGUAAAAAUCCCUGUGUUUGACCUGAUCCUAAACCAGAGACAGAUAAACAGGGGUCACUAGUAGACACUGCUCUGCUGUAACUGACAGCAAAGGUUGCAAAGAGGUGCUGUAGAGAGAGAGAGCCGGAAACACAGACAGAGUGAUGCGUCUUACCAGGAGAACAUCUUUGUCCACGGAGAAAGUCCCGAUGGGUCGCCAGGGUCAUCAGGCCAAACAUUUCAAUGUUCUUCGUCACGUGUUCAUAAUGAUCGUGUCAAUGAGGAUCUUUAACCACAGGUGCUGCUGGAGAUGUGAGGCUUUGGCACUGUGUCUCUUCUCCAUGAUGCAGGUCAGAUAUUUCAGAAACAUGAAGUAAAGAGAACGAUCCAGUCGACUCACAGUAACGUGUGUAAACCGAUUCUGAUUGUUGCUGCGGUUGUGAAAGCUCAGCAGCAAACUGAACUUUGCCCAUUACUGCCACCUGGUGCUCAGACUGACAAACUGAUAUGUUUUCACGAUAAAACAUUAGUUAACUUCACAG